UAUUUAAGAUUCUACUUGUUCGAAACUUCAUCUUCCCGUUUCCCCAUCGCUAAUCAGCUCUCUCUAUACCUGUCAAUUGACGUUCUUCGGUGGAUUCUGUUUUCCUUAAUGACUUCUCAGAUGUUCUAAUCUUGACUAAUAUUUCUCAAAAUUUGAGGUGAAUGAUAGAGCAAACUUCCUUGUACACAAAUGGAUAGGAGAGAUACAUCUGGCUUUGUGAGUGGAGGAUGUAGCUUCACUAGUUUGGUGGAAAGUUAUCAUGUUCUGUUUAUUUUGAUCUAUAGAUGCUUAUAGUUGUAAAUAGUAAUCGAUUUUCUUACUACUUACCCAAACUCCCUUCAGAAAAAUGGUUUACAAUAACCUGAAGAUCGAUCUCAAUGCAGCCUUUGUUUGUAAUGAUGACUUAAGUAAGAAUUAUGAUUAUGGUGAUACCACCUUACGUUUGGCUUCAAGAAGUAACAUUAGCUUUGUAAACUCUAGAGAACAACAUACGAAGAGUACACCCAAACAUGGCUCCACAUUGGUCCUCGGAUUAGGGCCUACACCAACUACUUGUUCUUCUGGAAUCAACCGAAACAAAAAACAAGCCGAUGAAGAUUCAGUUCUUGAACUUUCUCUUUCUUACAAUUCUAAUGCUUCAAAGAGUCAUCUGAAUCGAUUUUCUAAUCACUACAGUGGAUCUUUCGAAGCUAAUAAUGGUUUCGGAAUUUCCGUUUUUGACGAGGGUGCCACAUCAGCAAAAAAGUCAGGUGGCUAUAUUCCAUCGCUUCUUCUAGCUCCAAGAAUAAGUAGUACUACAAGCAAAACCUUACUCCAAAGAUUUGAACUUUCUGAACAUGGAGAAAAAUCCGAUCAUGGUUGUCCAUCUGAAUCAUCGGUUGUCUCAGGCUACUCAACAGGAACAGCAUCAGGUCAAACAGAAUCUUUCAUACCGCAUGGCGGCCGGAGGCGGUGCCGCCACCCAACGGGGUGCAGCAACGCCGCUAGGGGGAAGUGGGACUUCUGCAUCAAACAUGGUGGCGGAAAGAGGUGUGUGGUGGAAGGUUGUUCCCGGAGCGCUGAAUUACAACCGGGGUUGUGUAUCUCACAUGGCGGCGGCAGGCGGUGUUGGUUCCAAGGGUGCACCAAGGGAGCUCAGGGAAGCACUAAUUACUGCAAAGCUCAUGGCGGUGGGAAGCGGUGUGUGUUUUCCGGUUGUACCACCGGUGCUGAAGGUAGUACUCAACUUUGUAAAUCCCACGGUGGAGGAAAAAGAUGUUUGUAUGAAGGUGGCGGGAUUUGCCCUAAAAGCGUGCACGGAGGAACCAAUUUUUGUGUGAUGCACGGUGGUGGAAAGCGGUGCGUGGUGGUGGGGUGCACCAAGAGUGCGCGUGGCCGGACUCAUUGUUGUGUGACACAUGGUGGCGGGAAGCGGUGCAAAUUUGAAAAUUGCACCAAGUGCGCCCAAGGUAGCACGGAUUUCUGUAAAGGCCAUGGCGGAGGGAGGCGGUGCGGGUGGGUAGGAGGAGGAGGAGAGGGGAAUUGUCAGAAGUUUGCUAGAGGGAAAGGUGGUUUAUGUAUGGCACAUGGGACUAUGGUACAAGAAAGUGAGGGAGGUAUUGGGCCACGACUCUUUCAUGGGGUCGUGGCCAAGUCUGCAUCUGCAUCUGACAAUAACUCAUUGUCGGGUGUCAGUGUUGUAUCCAGUUCUAUCGGUUGGUUAGAAAGGCCUGCGAAAAGACGACAACUCAUUCCGCCUCAAGUGCUUGUACCUUCGUCUAUGAAGACAUGGGCGUUUUCGUCAUUUACUCCAAACCAUAAGGAAGGUGAUGCUAAUGGUGUUAUGGUUCCUGAGGGUAGGGUCCAUGGUGGUAGUUUGUUGUCGUUGCUUGGGGGGAGCUUGAAGGACGCUGUUAUUGAUGGGUCUGAUCGAAGUUGAUUUUUAUUACAGUUUUGGCUUCUUUUUUUUUGUGUAUAAAGUUUUGAUUUCCCACAUCGGAAUAAGAGGAAACUGUUAAACGGCUUAUAAGUUUGUUUUAUGUAACUUAAAAUAUCAAAGACCAACAGACGAUGUGAUUGGGCCAUGGAUCCAUGUAUUUGGAUUCUGGUUCAGGAAAGUCCCCGGGCCCUUUAACGCAGAGAUGCGGAUCCGGAAACGGGUUAUGUUUCGGAGCAACUGAAUCAGGUUUGUAUCAGAAAUGGUUCAAACGGGCUGAGACAAGUGUGGAGCCUAAUGGAUUCUGAAUGCCCGAAGUUGAUUUGGCCGAAUAGUUAUAGUCAUUCACAUGGUCGUUUGUGACUAACUCAACGGGGCUUAUGAUCUGUUGGUCUAUCUUU
Molecule: messenger RNA, 2316 nt
Organism: Lactuca sativa (garden lettuce)
Lineage: Eukaryota; Viridiplantae; Streptophyta; Magnoliopsida; Asterales; Asteraceae
Source: RefSeq, a predicted model, not a curated record